Molecule: messenger RNA, 1659 nt
Organism: Eimeria necatrix
Lineage: Eukaryota; Apicomplexa; Conoidasida; Eucoccidiorida; Eimeriidae
Product: RNA recognition motif-containing protein, putative
Exons: 6
Coding region: 1-1659 (552 amino acids)
Biological process (GO): protein peptidyl-prolyl isomerization
Cellular component (GO): nucleus
Molecular function (GO): peptidyl-prolyl cis-trans isomerase activity; RNA binding
Source: RefSeq, a predicted model, not a curated record
AUGGCGGUGCUGCUGCAGACCUCGCUGGGAAACCUGACGAUAGAUCUGUUCACAGAUGAAGUUCCUGCAGUUUGUUACAACUUUUUGGGUUUAGUUCGCGCCAAGUAUUACCACAAUACCAUUUUCCACUCCAUAGAGAAGGACUUCCUCGCCCGCGCCGGCAACCCCGAGACCGCCAGCCGCUUCUGGGGCCUCGGCCUCCCCGAGGCCCUCAGCUCGCAGCUGCCUCGCCAGAAGCAAACAGACGAUGUGGGCUGCAGCAUUUGGGGUUUGCAGCACUUGCAUGCGACUGGCCAGCUGGACUUGAAGCAGCGGCAGCAGCAGCUCGCAGCAGCGCAGCAGCAGCAGCAGCAGCAGCAGCAGCGCCGCGGCGGCCUCGCGCUGCCCCCCGCCUCCGUCUACGCCGACCUCGACUUCGACCGCAUGUCCUUCGGGCCCUUCCCGCAGGGGGGCCCCCGGGGGCCCCCUGACCGCGCCGUCGUGCAGCCUGUGCGCAUUCUGCGGGCCUACGUGCUGGAGGACCCGUUUUUUUCCCGCGUGCCGCGUUUUGCACUUGGAGACGCAGCAGCAGCAGCAGCAGCACCAGCAGCAGCAGCAGCAGAAGCAGCAGCAGCAGCAGCAGCAGCAGCAGAAGAAAUGGAAGAAUGCGACAAAGACAAACUGGGCUUCACUCCUCCUGCUUCUCCAGAGCCCUUAGCAGCAGAAGCUCUCAGCGAUGAAGAACUUGACGAAAUUAUGGCUCUUGAAAAAGUUGACCAAAAAGAAGCAGAAGCAAGAAAAGUAACUCUGGAAAUCCUGGGGGACAUUCCCGACGCCGAUAUGGCCCCUCCUGAAAAUGUUCUUUUUGUUGCCAAAUUAAAUCCGGCAACUCAAGACGACGACUUGCGGCUUUUGUUCUCCCGCGGGAGGUGUGCCCCUCGCGGUAGCAGCAACAGCUGGAAAGAGAGGCAGCAGCAGCUCCAAGCAGCCGAGCUGCAGCAAAUUGCGUUUUGCUUCCUGCUGCUGCCUAGUCCGUGUCAGCUGCUGCAGCAGCACCAGCUGCUGCAGCAGCACCAGCUGCUGCAGCAGCAGCAGCUGCUGCAGCAGCUGACAGGCGGCGCUGCUGCAGCAGCAGAAGUGCUGCUGCGGAAAGCACUGUUAAAGCAGCAGUGCAGCAAAAUGGAAAAGUUCGGCGAAAUAGUGUCUUGCGACAUCAUUCGGGACUCCAGAACUGGCCAGUCUUUGCAAUAUGCAUUUAUUGGAUUCAAAAAAAGAGAAGAUUGCGAAUCUGCAUAUUUUAAAAUGCAAAAUGUGCUCGUGGAUGACCGGCGCAUCCACGUGGACUUCAGCCAGUCCGUGGCCCGCGAGUGGCACACCUACAGACAGCAGCAGCAAAAGAAGCUGUCCUCAGAAGGAGCAGCAGCAGCAGCAGCAGCAGCAGCAACUGCUGCUGCUGCUGCUGCAGCAAACAGCAGGAGGCCCGAGGCGCAGCACGCGGGCUUCCAGCGUCAGCAGCAAACUGGGAGUGCUGCGCAGUCAGCUUCGAAGCAGCAUAAAGGAAGAGAAGCAGCAGCAGCAAAUCGAGGAGCUGCUGCUGCUGCUGCUGCUGCUGCUGGCAGACACCGCAGCAGCAGCAACUGGGACAGGCGCAGCAGAAGCCGCAGCGCGGAUCGAAGAUGA